UGGGAUGUUAGCCUUGGGGACAGUAAUGGCUGUAGAGGCCCCCUAGCAGUGGAAAAGCCCGGACUAGGUGGGCAUAUGUGUGGUGACAGAUGAAGGCAGGAGGCAGAGUAAGAUAGAGAAGGUGAAACCAGUGUGUGGUAUGUAUGACUCAGCUCCUACAGGGCUUCUCCCCGAUUUUCAGCCAGUUCCCCAAAAAAAGUCCCUGUGCUGUCAGCCUCGCUCUCUCAGUGGCUCUGACUGUGGUCAUUUCUUCUUCAUACAGGACAAAUACCCAGACAUAGUACACCUCCCAGAAGGGUCCUGUUCCCACUGCUUGGGGAUCUGCAGUGCUCGCCACCCAGGGUUUGAACUGGUGAUUGUUUGGAGGAUACAAAUAGAUGAAGAAGGGAAGGUUUUACCAAAGCUGGAUCUUCUCACAAAAAUUCCUCAGCGAGCCUUACAGCUGGACAAGAAUGGAGUCAUAGAAAAUGCUCCUCUGAGCUUCCGGACCCUGCUAGGAGUGCUUGGAAUUGAAGCUGCUGUUGAAAGCCUGAUAAGAUUGCUCCAUGCAAGGAAUGAGUAGCUCCCAAAGGGUGGACGUGAGGAUAAGAGGCGUACAAGAGCAGUCCGCCUUAAUCUUUUCCAUGUAGAAGCCACACUCUCAAGAAAUGCCUCCUGUGUAUUUCAGCAUAUUAGACUCGAUGUGAAAAGCACAGCUAUUUAAUGUCCAAUAAAAGUGACAGCUACAAAAUGUCAGCAAUGACACGGAUAGGUUGUUUUUGUAAGGUAAGUUUAACAUUUGAGUGGCUACUGGCCCUUGGAUAGGUACAGAGGAGCUGGACCAGCCCCUCCACCAUACGUAGUCACACUGAUAGGUCACACAGGCCAGCAGAGAGGGACCCCACCUGGCUCCUGCUCCGGGCCUCUUGGAGGCAGGCAUGUGUGCAGCUCCA
Messenger RNA from Octodon degus (degu), 932 nucleotides. It is a transcript of the gene Cenpp, whose product is annotated as centromere protein P. The transcript has 3 exons. NCBI's taxonomy places the organism in Eukaryota, Metazoa, Chordata, Mammalia, Rodentia, Octodontidae. Gene Ontology annotation, biological process: CENP-A containing chromatin assembly. Bases 140 to 562 code for a protein of 140 amino acids. Gene Ontology annotation, cellular component: nucleus; chromosome, centromeric region. The record is from RefSeq and is a predicted model, not a curated record.